This is a messenger RNA of Podospora pseudopauciseta, 1590 nucleotides long. RefSeq names its product Aquaporin-1 (gene AQY1). The coding region runs from base 1 to 1059 and encodes 352 amino acids. The transcript has 2 exons. Gene Ontology annotation, biological process: water transport; transmembrane transport. NCBI's taxonomy places the organism in Eukaryota, Fungi, Ascomycota, Sordariomycetes, Sordariales, Podosporaceae. Gene Ontology annotation, molecular function: water channel activity. The record is from RefSeq and is a predicted model, not a curated record. Gene Ontology annotation, cellular component: plasma membrane.
AUGCCUCGCAGUCGUUUUCUAUCGUACGCCUCCAACGUCAACGGGCACAACUCUCACAACAACAACAACGACGACAUCUCAAACGUCAACGCGAGGCCCACCAACACAAUGAAUCACACCAACACUAUGACGCUGCCGAUGCUGUCCAAGCCGGCCAGCACACGCAACAACAUCACGGCUUUUCUGGGAGAGUUUGUUGGAACCUUCUUGUUUCUGUUCUUUUCCUUUGCCGGUACCCAGAUUGCCGUCAAUUCAGGUCCUGCCCAGCUCGAGUCCGGUACCGAUAUUGCCGUUCCCAACACCCAGAACCUCAUGUUUAUCGCUUUGGUAUUCGGUCUGAGUCUGAUGGCGAACGUGUGGGCUUUUUACCGUGUCACAGGCGGGCUCUUCAACCCCAGCGUCACGCUCGCUCUGUUUCUGGUUGGUGGUUUGUCAGCAGUCCGCAGCGUCAUCGUCGUGGUUGCCCAGCUGCUGGCUGGUAUGGCUGCCGCUGGUGUUGUCUCGGCUUUGUUCCCCGGGCCCAUGGAUGUCGAGACGACGCUUGGAGGGGGUGCCAACGUUGCGCAGGGCCUCUUUAUUGAAAUGUUUCUCACGGCCGAGCUGGUGUUUGUCGUCAUCAUGGUGGCGGCCGAGAAGCACAAGAGCACCUAUCUGGCACCAGUCGCUAUUGGAAUGGCCUUCUUUCUUGCCGAGCUGGUUGGCGUAUACUUCACCGGCGGCUCUCUCAACUUUGCCCGCUCCCUCGGACCAGCGGUGGUCAAUCGGAGCUUCCCAGGUUAUUUCUGGAUCUACUUCCUGGGCCCCAUCCUGGGCUCACUGCUGGCCUCAGGAUUCUAUGCGCUGCUCAAGUACCUCCGGUGGAAGGAGUGCAACCCCGGCCAGGAUGUCGAUGACGAGGAGAAGCUCAAGUUUGACACGGCCAGGGUACAGGAGAAGGAACGCUAUGGAAGCGUUGCCGACGGACAUGCCACACCCCGCGAGACAGUGACGCCGCCUAACGGAGCUGCGUCACCUGGCGGGACGACUGUGGCCGAUUCCCCCACGGCACCGCGCGCAUGAACUGCAAUCAUCACGACUUGACUGUUGGAAGGUAGUCUGAGGGUUCAGCUUGAAAUCUUUCACUCUCCUCUUUUUCAAGAAUAUGAAUGGUCGGCCGGGUUUAUGAGUGACGAUGCUCGUUGUCUCGCUUAAGUUGGUGCGUUUGGAAACUAUUGGGUGUUUAAUGGAUGUUGCUUGCAGUACAGCUUGCGUUGCUUUUCAGUUUUCUUGGUUGGAGAUCAGCAUUUGGACUGGUGGUACGAGUUGCGCUGGUCAUGGAAUCCGGAGGGAUGGUUCAUCGUUGGGUUUCUGGUGCAUAUCUACUGGGCUGCAUUGGAGGUCGGGACUGGUCAAGGUGGUGGUGCUGAGAUCUUUAGGGGUGGGUGACUGGGUCUGGUGUUUCGGGAUUGUCUUGUGAUACCAAAAUGGAACAGGGAAAGGGUCAGUGGGAUGGAUGGUAGGAACGGGGGAAAUGGUUGGCGAUAUCGGAAAGAUCUACCUGGUAUCUCAGCAUAAUUAAUCGAUUAAUGGAAUGAAUACGCAAAAGAUGCA